Molecule: messenger RNA, 4530 nt
Organism: Dunckerocampus dactyliophorus (ringed pipefish)
Lineage: Eukaryota; Metazoa; Chordata; Actinopteri; Syngnathiformes; Syngnathidae
Product: transforming acidic coiled-coil-containing protein 1-like
Exons: 13
Coding region: 569-1771 (400 amino acids)
Biological process (GO): cell population proliferation; mitotic spindle organization; cerebral cortex development
Cellular component (GO): cytoplasm
Source: RefSeq, a predicted model, not a curated record
CAGCUGAUCAUUCCUCCCAGUGAGAGGAGGGAGGGGAGGUGGGAAAGGAGUGACCACUGAUGCUCCACUAAUCUGCAUCGGAGAGCAAAAUCAGACGACGGAAACAGCAGCUGCAGCACAGGCUGGACAUCUUUUCCUUGCAGAGGAUUGGAAGGGUGGCGAGGAAGUGAGUCGUUCAAAGGGAAAGCAAUAACAGUUUAUAUUUAGUAUCCUUCUUGGUUGAGAGUGGGACAAAGACUCUAGUCGACAUUCAAUAAGGAACAGGAGCCCUUGUUUUCCAACUCACAAACAGUGCAGUGAUGUCCUGGUUGUCUCCGGUCCAGUGGGCCAAAUGGACGUGGUCGGCAGUGACGGGAGGUACGGGGGACGACGGGCAGCAAGAUGACAACAAGUAAGACCUGCACAUUUAGGCAUGUGAUAAUACUCCGACUCAGAGGGGACCUUUGAGACCCCAGAGGUUGAGUCUCCAGGUGUUGUGAAACUGCUGAGCGAGCUGGACAACUCCACACCCACAGAGCACUUUGCCCACAAGAUUUCCAACCAGGAUGAGGUGGACACCAUCAACAACAUGACCAGCUCGUCCCCCAACAACAACAGCUUUGGUCUGAACCAGAAUCUCAAUCUGACUGUGACACCCCUAUCAAAUCCUCCCCCUCAAGCACCGAGGCCCCCAUCUCUGCCAGUCCACUCCGUGCUGAACAAACCCGACCCCUCAGAGGUGGACGAUGAAGCUCCUGUGACCUUCGACCUGAAGUUAAUGCCCAGCUAUGACCACUCCUUGCAUCAUGACCUGCUCAACGGCAAUGUGAACUGUGAUUCAGUAAAACAGGCCUGCAUCCAGGAAGUUUCCAGUGAGGUCAGCAGCACCAUUAACACAAAGUCAUGUAAAAUGAAGUUGGAUCAGCUGACACAAAAGGACGCAAGUGGGCAGGACGAUCGAGGUGGCCACGCUACAGAUGAAGAGAAGCUGGCCAGCAGCACAGGUGUCAAACCAGACAAGGAGCAAAGUCUCUGCCAUGUGACCCCCGGACCAGAUGAGUCAGACAGCUGCACAGUGCACAAUGAAGACCACAGUGAAUGGAAAAACAAAUCAGAAGGAAGUGGGAUGCAGAAAACAGGAAGUCAGGUCCUGGACUCUAUUUGCAUCAGUGAGGAGGAAAAACAGGCCGUUCUGACUCUCAUUAAAGAGGAGGUCAUCACUAAGGAGGUGGAAGUGAGCGACUGGAAGAGGAAGUAUGAGGACAGCAGACAAGAAGUCAAUGAGAUGAGAAAGAUUGUUGCCGAGUAUGAGAAGACAAUCGCUCAGAUGAUCGAGGAUGAGCAGAGGAACAGCCUAAGCUCCCAGAAGUCUUUGCAUGCCUUGACCAUGGAGAAGGAAGCCGCCCUGGCAGACCUGAGCUCAGUGGAACGCUCGCUGUCUGACGUCUUUCGGCGCUAUGAAAACAUGAAGAGCACCCUGGAAGGCUUUAAGAAGAAUGAAGAGGUGCUCAAGAAAUGUGCUCAGGAUUAUCUGGCCAGAGUCAAGCAGGAGGAGCAGAGAUACCAGACACUCAAAGUCCAUGCUGAGGAGAAACUAGAUAAGGCCAAUGAGGAGAUCGCUCAGGUGCGCACAAAGGCGAGCUCUGAAAGUAUGGCGCUGACAGCCAGCCUGAGGAAAGAACAAAUGAAGAAUGAGUCGCUGGAACAAGCGCUGCAGCAGAAGAAUCAAGAGAUGGAGGAGCUCACCAAAAUCUGCGAUGAGCUCAUCGCCAAAAUGGGAAAAGUAGACUGAGAUGAGUUUCCUGUGGCUCAACCAUGACUUCCUGUGCAUGCUUCCAACCGACAAGACGCUGAAACCCCUCCCUUGUGCUAGCCUUUCUGAGAUCAUGCUAGAAGGGACUUUUUUUUUAAAUUUUUUACAUGUAGUCAUCUGUUUUGAUUGCAUUUUGUGAACCCCCCCGUGCUUUUGGCCAUCCUGCUAGCGCACAACAAUGACGUACUUGUGACUGAGCAGCUACAGCAGGAUGACAUCAGAUUUAAGGCAGGCAGAGGUCCUCAUGUUCACGAGUAUGCUCAGAGAGGCUUUGACAAGGGUUGUUUUACGUGAAAGCAACAAUCUGAAUAAUGUGUGGAAGCAGAAGAGGGAGGCAAAGGUCUAGUUACAGCUGUGCAAGAAUAAGGCUGAAACGGUUUAAGAUUCAUUAGUUCAGGAGGAGCUAGGCUCCAGCAUACCCCCGCGAGCCUAAUGAGGAUUAAGCGGCAUAGAAAAUGGGAGGGGAUGGAUGGUUUAGGAGGAGCAUUGGAUCUCAUUGUGUUCUGACCACUUUUCCAGUGCUUCAAAAUCCUUCACAACCUAGAGUUGUAUUUGCACACAAUUUUAGCAGACAAUCAGUGGCUCCCCUGUGAGUGCAUAACACUGUGCCACUUGUGUUUUUUUCUUUUUUUUUGUAUCUUACGCUGCACAAGGAUAUUUAUUAGAGGGCUGACGUCCACCAAGGUCGAACAAUAGAUCAAAUUCUACACCUCUAGAUACACACUUCAUGCUUCUGUUUUAAUUUUGUCAGAGAAAUGAAGGAAACUGUUAAACACUGUACGUACUAUCAACUAGUAGAGCAUUCAGCAGAGUCCACAACUCCGCCAAGGUCGAACUGAUAACAAAACUGGAAAAAAAGAAAACGCGAGCCACAUUUGUGUUUGUCCAACAAUAUUCUGAUGAGUGGCAUUUUCUACAGUCAGAAGCGUGACCUCUGACAAAAAUGAAGCCACACGCAACCAACAAAAGACAGGAAUUCUUGUAUGGCUAAAACAUUAACUGGACUAGUUGAUUAUCGGACUAACAUUAUUUAUUCUGCGGGCUUUCGUCGGGACAAGCUGCAAGUUUUUAUUUGUAUUUUGUACAAAAGUGGGGAAAAGGGUGUCUGUGUUAUAAGGCUCCUUCCUGGUCCAUGGCGAAUGACGUGAGAUGCGGGUUCCUACGCAAGUAUGGGAAAAGUAUAGAAUUUGAUUUUGUAAGUUUCCAGGUCUGGAAAAGUAUAGAAAAUGGAAACUCCUGUAUGGAAAAAUCUUAAUUGUCCCAAAUCUGUGGCCACCUUUCUGUUUUCUAAAAGAGAUGAAUAACAACAAGAGAUCUGGUUUCUAAGGCGCUUGCUCGGGCAGCUAAGAUGUUUGUGUGAGAACACCCGCAUCCCGGAAAACAUUUGAGAAGUUUGACAGGUUGCAUGGCCAGCUCUGUGCUCUUAUCCUCGCCAAGCCUUUGUAUGAGCUACAUUACCUAGCUGUAAUCUCUGGAAAUGAUAUGGCAUACAUAUUCAGAAUAAUGAAAUCACGAUAAAUUCCAUAAUUUAUUUACAUGCAACUAUCAAUUAUUUUCUUAGUCGAUUAAUCGAGUAAACGGUUAGGCCGUGGAUGGACCAAAUCAACAUGAACCAAACGGUGGUUUGGUCUGCAACAUAUCAGAAAAGAGGCAAAAAUGUGCAUCACAGUUUUCCAAAGUCAAAGCUGAGUGUGAAUAUCAUGUUUAUCCUAAAACACAAAGAUAAUAUGCCUGUGAAUAUUUUCAUUCCUCCAGGUAAUUUUUACUCAGGGCAUUGAAUCCAUCGCAACUGGCCUGUUCAGGUUUUAGAAGAUGUUUCGCCUGUCAUCUGAGCAGGCUUCAUCAGUUCAUGCUCACUGACCAGGUGGGGCAAACGCUAGUCUGAUACAAAGUCGGCUUUCUAGGAUGACUAAGGAAAUAAAAAAUAUUGGGGAGGCUGAAAUCGGAGAAUAUAUUCACAUUUUAAAAUCAAACGAUUAAUCAAAUACCAAAAUACUGUAGUUGUAGAUUCAUUGGAUAAUGGAUUCAUCAUCAAUUGUUGCAGCUCCAAUGAUACACAUCUAUUACAUAAGUCUGGAAAAACUAUGUCAAAUCCGUAGGAACCCUGUAAGAUGUUAUGAUACUGGGACAGGGAUGUUGUGACCAUUGCGGCUCAAAUACAAAAAAGAAAAUACAUUUGUUUUUCUACAUUUUUAUCUGGAUGUGCAUCAAAUGUAGUAUGUUCUUGUUGGGCACAGUUUUUUAGAAAUUGGUGAAAUUUGUACUUGUUCCUUUUUCAUAAACAAGUACAAAUCAAAACAGCACCUCAUGCUGCUUCCAUACUGUGGUUAUUGUAAUGGUUUAAUUUUACUUGAACAGGCAUACAAGUUACAAUCACACAGUUCAGUUACUAGGUGGGGUUAAUAAUCCUGGAGCCGCACCUUUUAUUUAGAGCCACAUUAAAAAUUCUGGGGUGCUUUGUUGGCCCUCGACAAAGCAUUGUGCACAUUGGUUGACGAAUUUUUGCGUACUCCUGAUGUACUACUGCACUCAGUAAUGACAGAUAUUUUGCAUGUAACAAACGGACCUUUUUUUUUCUCCCCCCCCAAAUUAACAAAUCAACACACACACAACUUGUGCCAUUCCAGAGCUGCAUUUGCAUUACAUUUGUACAUUUUCUCAAUUUUGUGUUGGCACAUUGAAGACUUACUGUGUACUGUAUGUAUACUUUUAACGGAAGAAAUAAAGAUAUAAUUUGU